This is a messenger RNA of Dipodomys ordii (Ord's kangaroo rat), 3912 nucleotides long. It is a transcript of the gene Igsf22, whose product is annotated as immunoglobulin superfamily, member 22. Lineage: Eukaryota; Metazoa; Chordata; Mammalia; Rodentia; Heteromyidae. Gene Ontology annotation, molecular function: protein binding. The record is from RefSeq and is a predicted model, not a curated record.
AUGACAACCAUUCACCAGCAGAUGGUACAGGAGCAUGUGUCCAUGGAGUUCUCCAGCUCCACCACCCACCUGCAGACCUCCCAAACAACCAAGAUCGUGGGAGAGGAAGUAGUAACAAGGAAGUCCCCGAGCACGGUGGAGUUCUUCAGCUUGGUGACUUGACGUUCCAACAUCCCUGCAGGCAAGAAUGUUCCUGAGUUCAUGGAGAAAUCUUACCUGAUCACCUCGCCAGAGAGGGAUAAAGCUGUGUUCCAAGCCUGAAUUCAAGGAAACCCCAAACCCAAUGUCUCCUGGAAGAGGGAGAGUAGCCUCCCCGUCAGGGAGUCACCCAAGAUAGACUACGACAGCAUUAACAAGGAACGUGCUAAAGUUCCCACCCCUUCCCCGACUAAUGGUCUGAUCCUGAUCCAGCUGGAACCACUGACCUCAGAUGACUCUGACUACUACAAAUGCACUGUAAGUAAUAACUAUGCAGGUGUUAUCUAUCCUGUGUCCUUGCUGGUGACAGAAGGUCAAGAAAAACUAGAUCUCAAGAAAAUGUUAAAGAAGAGAGCUCCUCCCACUCCUAAGAAGAAGCAGAAAAUAACAGAUGAGAAAGAGAUGCUAGAGAUUUUGUCCAAGGUGCUCAAGAAGGACUUUGAAAAGGUCUGCAGAGAUCAUGGUUUCACUGAUGACUUCUGGGGGCUGCUGAAGAAGCUCAAAGGAAUGAAGAAAAACGUGGAAGCAGGCCUCUGCUCUUCAGGGAGCAGAGGCCUCAUCUGGAUUCUGAAACCCCUGGAAGACAGAGAGGGAAAGACUGAUACCACAGUAGUUUUUGACUGUAUCAUGGAGCUGAAGGACCCCAAUGUCAAAAUGCUAUGGAUCAAGGAUACUGAGCCACUGAGGAUCCAGUACUCCAUUGGCAAGUACGAUGUGAAGCAGGUGGGCACCAAGUACAUGCUGGUGAUUACCAAUGUCAAUAUGAAUGAUGCCAGCACCUACUGCCUGGCCAUGGGUGACAAAUGGAUGAGUGCACAGCUCACAGUGUUGGAUGAACCACUGAAGUGCUUAGGAGGGAUGAAGCCAGUGAGGGUGACAGAGUGCCAGACAGCUGUGUUUGAGGUCUACCUCUCCAACUCCAUGUGGAGGUUCAACAGGCAGGAGCUGAAGAGGGAUGACAAGAAUGACAUCUCAGUGUCUGAAGAUGGUCCGACUCAUAUGCUUAAGAUUAAAGAUACCAGACUCAGCAACAUUGGUAAGCACUCUGCUCAGGCAGGAGACCUGGAGCAAAAGGCUCAGUUCACUAUUACUGACCACAUUCCUAUCAGAUUUCUGAGCAACCUCAAAAGCAACCUCAAAAAUACAUGUCAAAGGAGCCAUGCAUGCCUCAAGUGUGAGCUGACCUCCAAGUAUGUGACAUUGCAGUGGAAGAAAGAUGGAAAGUUGCUGACAUGUGGCUCUAAGUACAGCAUGAAUCAUGAGGGCAAACAAGCAUGGCUGGUCAUUGAGGAUGCACAGCUCAGUGAUGGCAGCGAAUACACUGUGGUAGCCAUGAAGGACGGGGACCCUACUGAAUAUGCAGCAACCAGCAUAACAACAACUAAACAUCCCAUGUUGUCCAAUGUGCACGCAGCCACUGGGAGCCCCACUGUAUGUGUAGUGCUUAAUGAUGAGAAGAUGGAGGGUGUGUGGCUGACAGAUGGUCUGCAGAUCACAGACUUGCCAGGCAUUCAGAUCAUGACAGGUGUGGUGCCCAAGCUCAUCUUCCCCAGUAUGGGCCCAGAACAUGAAGGCAAGUAGACAUUCCAGGCCAAGGAUGCAGAGAGUGAAGCCUCAGUAUUCAUUGCAAGUCCUCUCAGCAUCGACCCAUCAAUCCUGGAGGCACUAGCUGCACACCCUGUGACCCUGUAGGUGGGCCACACAGCUUACAUCAAGAUGACCUUCCAGGCAAGACCCAAAGUGACAUGGUACAAGCAUGGCAUGGAGGUGACAGAGGAGGAGGAGCACAUGUCCAUGGAGUGUGGAAAAGACUAGUCAUUGCUCACCUUCUCAAACUGCAUCUGUGAAGACAGUGGCCUGAUCAUGCUCAAGCUCAAGAAUGACCAUGGCACAGCCAUCGCUACACUGCAUCUCAAUGUGCUGGACAGAGCUAGACCUCCCCAGGGCCGAGUAGAAUUCCUAGAGCUCAUGGAAUGUGUACACAUGAAAUAGAAAGCCCCAAAGGACAAUGGAGGACGUUCUGUGACACAGUCAGUGGAACAAAGGGCAGUUGGCAAGAAGUGCUGGGUUAAGAUUGGAGAUGGAUGGCAAGUCGCCAACUUCUCCAUCAACAAAGUGGAAUAGGGGAAAGCCUACCAGUUCCAUAUCCUGGCAGGCAAUUGGUGUGACCCACUGGAGACUGAUGAAGUGUUUGUGGGAAAUCCUAUAGAAAUUGACCAUGGCAUGGAAUGUCAGGAUGGGGGAUCUCCAGUGUUUGGCUAUAUUCUAAAAUGCAGAAAGGCAGUAACUUUACGGGUACCAUUUAACAAGGGCCUCAUCCAAGGUUCCAAGUAUACUGUGGAUGGUCUCCUGGAAGACACAGAGUAAGAAUUCCUAGUUAUAGCUGUGAACAAGGCAGGCUGACUUAAACCAUCCAACUCAGUGGUGGCCAAAGAUCCUAUUAAACCCCCAGGCCUGGUGUAGGGCCUGCAUGUGUCUGAUACCUCUAUCUUAAGCCUCUCACUGGGAUGGUGGGAGCCUACAGGUGACCUACCCUCUGGCUACAUCUUUGAGAUGUGUGCUGAAGACAGCAAGGAAUGGUCCAAGUGUACAAGGAUCCCCAUCUCAAGCACCUGCUACACUGUAGGUGGCCUCUACAAGCAGCAGAAAUACUUCUGCAUCAGGGCUGGAGUCGGGGAGCCUGAGGAGUUAGAGGAAAGAGUCCAUGCCAUACCACCACCAGCCACUCCCAAACUUGACCAAAGUGCCCGGCUGAAGAGUCACCUGGUGGUGCGUGCAGGAACAGCCCUCUGCACCCAUGCAGCCUUCUCUGGCUCACCACCACCUGAUGACCCGGGCAGAAAGAUGGGUGGGGAGACAAUCCCCAAAGGCAAGAACUAAUCCCAGUUCCUCAUCAUUCGGUACUACCGUACCAAGUGCUCUGACUCAGGAGGGUAUCGAACCCUGCUGCAGAAUGCGUUUAGACAGGCACACUCUGACAUCCACAUGCAUGUGACAGAUCAUCUAAAUGUCCUAAAUUUCCCCCAGCCUCCUACAGACUUGAAGCUCUAUGAGGAAGUCCCUAAUACAGUGACCCUGACCUGGAACCACAGCUCUGAUAUGAAGGAGGAGGAUACCCGCUAUGUCAUGAAGUGGGAUGCAAGCAGCCCCACCUGGUUCACAGUGGCAGAGCAUGUCUUUAACAAGUACAUAGUAACAGGGUUGAUCCCUGGAAGGAAGUACUACUUCAGAGUUGUGGCUCACAAUGAAAUUGGUGACAGUGACCCAUUGGACUCCAAAAAUACCUGGCUCAUCAAUAAGGACCAGAUUGAGGACCUGAGUACCACACAGAAGCUCUACCAGCAUAAAGACUGGUGCCAUGUACCCUGCUUCUUGACACCACACAAGCCACACACAGCGCUCCAUAGCCAGGACUGCACCAUGAUUUAUGCCUUCCUUGGGAACCCAUGGCCCACUGUGACCCUGUACAAAGGUGAUGUCAACAUCACAGCUAACUCCAAAUUCUGGUACAACACUACCAGCAGUGUGUGCACCCUUGUCAUACUUACUGGCGAGUACAGCAUACUGGUGGAGAAUGAGCUAGACAAGGAUCCCAGAAGCUGCACACUAUCACUUUUUAAAGAUACUACAUCAUUGCUAGCAUCAAUCAUGGAAAAUCUGCAGAAGAAAUCAAAGCACCUAUGUGAGUUCCAGCUCAGGCAUCAGAUGUUGUGA